This is a messenger RNA of Effrenium voratum, 3231 nucleotides long. The record is from the annotation of a GenBank genome assembly. Lineage: Eukaryota; Dinophyceae; Suessiales; Symbiodiniaceae.
AUGGCGUUUGAUAUGGGACAGCCCCAGGAGGGCCCCAUGGAGGUGGCUGUGAAGGAGGAGAUGGAUGUCAAAGCUGCAAAAGGCAAAGGCAAGGGGAAGGGCAAAGCAGCCAAGGUUCGGCCAAAGCAGCCGCUGCUCGUAUCCCCGGAGCACUUCGCCGCUCAAGUGCGGCACCUCGUGCUGCGGACCUUCACCGAAGAGCCAGAGGAGGAUCCCCUCACAGUGCCGCAGGGGCUCUACGUCGCGGCCAUGCAGAGCCUUACACGACUGCAACCACAACUCUCGAGCACCGAUGUCCUGCCAAUCCUUCCCAUCUCGGGGAGCUUCAGUGCUGACGAGCUCGAUGAGCACAGGUCUCAGCGGAAGAAGCGGAAGGAUCCACGACAGACUAUCGUGGCAGUACCCUCCAUUCGGUUCAUGCCAGGCCUUGCGCACCCCUUGACCUUCAACGAGGAGCAGAUGCUUCGGCUUUUCGUGACGGACCCGCGGAGCAUGGCCUACAAUCUGGCCAACACGCAGAGGAGCCGAGUACCGCUGACCAUCGAGCAGUGCGAAACUGCGCACCGUAUCAUUUUGGAGCGGCACGAAGUGCUGCGCAGCGCCUUCAGCUUGGAAGAUCCCACCAAUCCCACCCGCAAGGUCAUGCGGAGCCACGUGGGGGGCUUCUACGCUUUGCCGGUGGCGGACGAGGGCCAGGCACAGGCCGUGGCGAGCAUGGACUACGCCACACCCCACAUGCUUGGCAUCUCCGGUAUCCGGGUGCUGUACACGCCCUCCUACGACAACUUCCCGGCGCUGCACGUCAACAUGCACCACAUCCUCGCGGACAAUGACGCGCUGAUGACCUUCUGGCAGGAAUCCUUCCAGAUUCAGGAGUUGCUGUACUAUGGCUACUCCAAGCAGGCAGUGAAGGACCGCCUGCCUCAGCUGCCAAUCCAGUUCACAGACUUUGCCUACUGGCAGAAGUCCCUGUUCUCCAGAGGCCUUCUGAAGCCUGACCUGGCAUACUGGGGUCGACAAAUUACGCACUCGCAGCCUCCUACAGUACUGGACAUUCCGGUAGAUACCCCACGACCACGAGUAUGGGUCGCCGUUGGGGAUAGUUGCAAGAUCAUGCUGGACCAGGAGCUGAUCCAACCGGUGAUGGACGUGAACCCACGCAUUACGCCGUUCGCAUCUGUGAUCUGCAACUUUGCGUUGGCACUGAUGAGGGUAAGCAACCAGCGUGUGGUUUACGUGGCCACAGCCUUCGCGCUCAGAAGCUUGCCUGCGGUGCAAAACCUCAUCGGCAACUUCCUCAACAUGCUGCCCAUUCGUGUGGCGUACGACCCCACAGAGCCGUACAUGGACAUCGUGUCACGGGUGGCGACAUCUACCAUCAAUGUCCAGCGCUACAACCUCGCGCCCUUCAUCCAAAUUGUCAACGACACCCAGAAGCACUUUGUUACCACUGACCCCUCCAGGAACCCCGUCUACCAGUCCAUGGUUGACGUGGUUCCGAGAGACGACGACAGCGAUGAGGUUGGCUUGAAGGGCGUCUUGGACAUCUUCCUUUUCGCCAACACUAGGGAGGGCCGCAUCUUCCGCCUGGAUGGCGUUUUCAACAGCUCCGUGCUGACCCAGCAGACUGUGCGGCUGAUCCUGAUGCACACCAAGGCAAUCACCACCUGGGCGGCGCUCCACGCCUCAAUGCCGAUUCCUCGGAUGCUGCCGCUGAUGGAACUGGCGCAGGAGGCCAAGGAGGCAGACAAGGGCGUGGUCCUGACUCACAUCAUGGUCCGCGGCAAAUCAGGCUUGCCCUCCAUCGCUGCGCUGUGCAGUGGGCCCGAGGGCCCUGGCAUUUCCGAAGACCAGCGAGGUGUGAGAGCCUCUCGGCGCUUCAAGCUGCACUCUGCCUUGGAGAUGGGCGCUGACAUUCCACAGAACCUGAUGAAGUCUGCGAUCUUGCCAACGCCUUUGCAGCCGAAGGCGAAGCAGAAGGCUCAGCCCAGAUGGCAAGAGCUGGUUAAGGUGGAGCAGCCAGCGGCUCCCGCGCCUGCGGCGAUGUCCAUCCUGGCUCCAACCCCCCCCGUGAAAGAGACGAGACCAGCAGCGCUGUCUGUGGAGGAGGAGGUGGCCCAGAGACGAGCAGAAGCGCAGAAGCGGCGGGAGCGCAGCUAUCAUGUGGCGGCUGCUUGGGCCCAGACCCAGAAGGAGAGCGAGUUGAUCUCCCUUGGCCUGGACAACCCCUUUGAUGAAAGCGAGGCCUUUCCCAAGUCUGCGCGGGCCCCAACUUCGCAAAGGUUAGAAGACGCGGUUUCGCAGCUUAUGCCGCCGGCCGCGGAAGCUGAGGGGCCGGUGCUGGAAGCAUGGGAGCCGCAGCCUCAAAGCGCCCCCUGGCCCCUGAGCCCUGCCAGUUUUGCCCAAAGGCAGAUCUUGCGGGAGGCUGCCAGCAAGAGUGGUGCAGGUGUGAGCCUGGAGGCGACGCCGCAGGCGACGUCCGAGCUGAACCGAUGGUCCGCCGAGAUCGGCGGGGAAAUCCAUGAAGCAUCACAGAAGGUAUCGGAGCUCAGGAAGAUGUCCAAGCAGAAGGGUAUUUUCAACGACAAGACAAAUCAAAUCCAGGAGCUCACCUACACGGUAAAGCAGAGUGUGCAGUUGCUGAACCAGAAGAUCGAGGCGCUGGAGGCCAAGGCCAAGAGCUCCGGGAAGAACAAGAGCUACCAGGCGCAUGCCUCGACGCUGGUGGAGACCUUGAAGACCAGGCUGCUACAAGUGACCAAGGAGUUCAAGGAUGCCUUGGAGGACCGCACCAAAGCAUUGGAGCAGCAGGACAAGAGAAGGCAGAUGUACUCUUCUGGAGCGGGUUCAGCCUCGAAUCCCUUCGCUGGCCGACAGAGGCCCACGCCCAGCGCCGCGAGCGUGGAGGACAUGGAGGGCGGAGGCGUGCGGAGUCAGGCGCUGCAACAAGGCUACCAUAGCUCCAGGGCGGAGGCGGUGCAGAGCGUGCAGAAGACCAUCGGCGAGUUGGCCCAGAUGUUCCAAAAGACGAUGGCCGUCAUGGUCACUGCACAGGAGGAGAUGGUGCAGCGCAUCGAUCACGAUCUGGACGACACGCUGGACAAUACGAAGAAAGCGCAGGACUCUCUGCUGCAGUACUUCCACUACAUUUCCUCGAACCGCGCUCUCAUCAUCAAGGUCUUCCUGAUUCUGAUAUUCUUUGUGAUCUUCUUCGUGGUUUUCUUGGCGUGA